Leptomonas pyrrhocoris is the source of this 641-nucleotide messenger RNA. RefSeq lists its product as hypothetical. The transcript has a single exon. The coding region runs from base 108 to 641 and encodes 177 amino acids. NCBI's taxonomy places the organism in Eukaryota, Euglenozoa, Kinetoplastea, Trypanosomatida, Trypanosomatidae. The record is from RefSeq and is a predicted model, not a curated record.
AGUAGAGAAAGGCCUGUUUUAUUGUCACCGCAGACUAGCGGAACGAAAUUGACCGGCAGUCGCUCCUCUUUCCCCCUUCCACUCCUCACCAUUCAUAUUUGUUGAGCAUGACGUCUGUGUCGCUUCGCGAACAUGUCGUGCUUUUCGACACGCAUCUGCUGCAGCUCACCGUGGCCAACCUCCUCGGCGGUUUUUUCCCUGUUCACACGCUCGUUGUCUCGCUUGCCUCCACCACCGUCUGCGGGGCUCUCGCCUUUGGCACCCGCGCCUCCGCCUCGCCGUCGCCGUUGCUCUUCUCGAGCUUUUCUUCCUUCGCCGCGAUCUGCAUCACUGCGUUGAUGGUUGCUACGCUACUGUAUCGACUCACGGGUGGCCGCUUUGUGUGCACGGCGCGCUCCACCGGAGAUGUGGUGGACUGGCUCGUCGAUGCCACCUCCCGCCCUCUUGCGGAGGACACCGCAACGAUGCUGCUUGCACCGGACAGGCGUCGCGCGCGCGGCUGCUUUUUCAUUGGUCUGUGUCUGCUGGCGGAGGUAGGGAAGGUCGUGUCUUUCUGGUCCAUCUGCACGCUGCUGUCUUUGGUGUGGUUUGGCUGGAGCGUGCGACACCUUUGGAUUCAGCGUCGUGAGAAAGAAAACUGA